AUGCUGCUCAAGCCCUGCAGCAGCAGCAGCAGCAGUAGCAGCAGCAGCAGCAAUCGCCAAUCCACAGUGCACAUCAGCAAGGGGGGCGGCAGCAAGGGCCAAAAGAAACGUCUGAGCAGCCGCAGCUGCUGCAGUCCAAGAAAGCAGCAGCAGCAGCAAUACGAAGAGCAACAACAGCAGCAGCAGCAGCAACCUCCUCUGCAGCAAGCAACAGCCGUACCAGCUACACCAAUACCCGCGAGGGCAGGAGCAGCAGCGCCAGCAGAAGCAGAAAGAGCAGCAGCAGCAGCAGCAGCAACAGACCUCCUCAGCAGCAACAUGCAUCGGCGUGUUGCCCUCGUGGUCUGCGCAGGCUUCAAUAUCCAGCUUUUUGCUUUUCAGGAUUUCCAGAGCAGCAGCAAGCAGCCGGUUGGCCAGUGCGAGCCCUGCGCGUCUUUGGCGUUGGGCGAGGCCCCCCGCUGCAGCAGCAGCAACGCAGUUUCUUCAUUUCCCUCUUUGAGAGCCAAGUGGAACGCAGUGUCUGCGCAAAAGCAGCAGCAGCAGCAGCAGCAGCAGCAACUGAUCAGCUGCAGCUACGCCGCGACGGGCCCCAGCGGCAGCAACAGAAGCGACGAGGGAGAGCAGACUGCACCGGCGGAAAACUUGUGGCUAUGCAGCAGCAGCAGCAGCAGCAGCAGCAGCACCAGCAGUAACAGCAGCAGCGGCAGCAGUAACGCACCGCCGGCAGCGUUUGUUGCUUCGCGAGGAGCGCUUCUAUUGAGCAGCAAGGCCACAACCUCUGUCUGGCCAAGCGCUGCAGCAGCAGCAACAGCAGCAGCAGCAGCAACAGCAGCAGCAGCAACAGCAGCACAAGGUGCAUCAGCAACAGCCUCUAAUGGAGGGUAG
Messenger RNA from Eimeria tenella, 885 nucleotides. RefSeq lists its product as uncharacterized. The record is from RefSeq and is a predicted model, not a curated record. The transcript has 2 exons. Lineage: Eukaryota; Apicomplexa; Conoidasida; Eucoccidiorida; Eimeriidae. Bases 1 to 885 code for a protein of 294 amino acids.